This is a messenger RNA of Aspergillus chevalieri, 498 nucleotides long. RefSeq names its product SRPBCC family protein. The transcript is spliced from 2 exons. The coding region runs from base 1 to 498 and encodes 165 amino acids. The record is from RefSeq and is a predicted model, not a curated record. Lineage: Eukaryota; Fungi; Ascomycota; Eurotiomycetes; Eurotiales; Aspergillaceae.
AUGGUAGUUCUCAACAUCUCUUAUACUGGGCCAGUUAACUGCUCUGAUCCCAUCAUCCCGAACUUGGCUCAAGAACAGGUCUGGAAAGGCAUGGAAAUGAAGGUCCGAUGCCCACAGGCUUUUAUACCCUCUUUUGAUGACUCGCGAGUCGUUGAAGAACAUGAUAAUGGUUCCUAUGUUGUGAGAGAAGCCCAUGUUGCAUCUACUCUUCGCGAGUCUCCCUCGGUUGGAAAAUGGACCAGAGAAGAGUGCAGGCUGUGUAAGCCAGUCAUGAGUUAUUUCACACUACCUGGUGGAUCAACAGUCCAGAAUAUUCUAUCUACGGGACCUGGCCAAAGUCUGUAUCUCACUUUUACAUAUGAAUGGAAGCUUCCUGAUAUUGAGCCUGAGUCAAGAGAGGCACAAAAGGCCCAGGAUGAUCAUAUGAGAAUUGCGGUAUCUUCAGUCCAAGGAACUAUAAAGGCGUUGAGAAAAAUGGCAGACGAGCACAAGUUGUGA